AUGCCUGCUAAAGAGGAGAAGCAGCUGGCUGGUAGCUUGGCUCAGCGCAAGUGCCUGUUUAAAGUUUUUGAUGCGCUUGAGCGGUUCAUCCGUGAUUACGAUCAUGAUCGCGACAGUUUCCAGUUGUGUGUGCGGAUUGAUUCACUGGACAAGAUGAACGAAACCUUCGCGGAGUGUCAGAGUGUGAUCGAGAAGCUGGAUGCACCAGAGGCUCUGGAUGAGCACAUCGAUGAACGAGUUGAGUUCGAGCAACGGUACUGCAAGGCAAAGGGUUUCCUUCUCUCGAAGCGCGCCGGGGAUCCUAACCAGUCGGCAUUGAACGAUUCGAUACACGCUCCACAGCAACAUCAAGCAAACUUCCACCUCCGUCUGCCAAAAAUCGACCUACCGAAGUUCAAUGGGGACUUUUCACGUUGGAUUUCAUUCCGGGACACGUUUACUUCGAUGAUCCACGUGAACGGCGAUAUUCCCACAGUCGCCAAGCUCCAAUACCUUCUCCAAUCUCUCGAGGGUAGCGCCAAGAAACCCUUCGAAUCGGUCGAUAUCGCCGCCGAUAGCUACGCUACAACUUGGGACGCUCUGCUGAAGAGGUACGACAACCGAAAAUACCUUAAGAAGCAACUCUUCAAGGCGCUGUACGAGCUGCCCGCAGUGAAGCAGGAGUGUGCAACACGCAUCCACGGUUUGGUCGACGAUUAUCAACGUCAUGUUCGCGCCCUAGCCAAACUGGGCGAACCGGUGGAAUAUUGGGACUUGCCACUCAUCUACCUGCUCUCGUACAAGCUGGAUCACGCCACACUACGUGCCUGGGAGGAGAAGACUAGCCACAAGGACGAUGUGAAGUAUGAUGAACUGGUGGAUUUUCUCUACCAGCGGGUGCGGAUACUCAAUUCCGUCGGGCCAGACAGUUAUCAACCAGCCUCGUCGAAGGUGGCCGGCUUCCAGCAGAAAAGCUUCAAGCAGAAAGUGUCGGUCAAUGCAUCAGCCUCAUCCACUCCCAGCUACUCCUGUCCGCUUUCCUGUUCGGACAGUCAUUCCAUCCGAAUAUGUCCGGUGUUUCUUGGGAAGAACGUCAGUCAACGCCGAGAGUUGGCUUCCCAAAAGCGCCUUUGUUGGAACUGCCUCAGCGUUGGUCAUCAAUCCAAGAAGUGCAAUUCCAAAUACAACUGCCGUACUUGUCAUGAGAAGCACCACUCGCUUCUGCAUGAUUUCACUCCAGCGAAGGUAUCAGCUACGCCAGCAAUGCAAGUAAGCACAACAGAGCCAGCCGUGUCGUCGAAGCCCGCUGUUUCUACAGUUUCCUCCGUUCAGCAGCCGCUUCCAUCCACGUCCCGCCAAGUUAGCAUGGCAGUUCAAACUGCAUGCACCAUGACGCUGCUUGAAACGGUUGUUCUCAACAUCGUUGACGACCACGGCAUCUCGCACAAGGCUCGUGCUCUCCUCGAUUCGGCAUCGAUGUCGAAUUUCAUUUCAAAACCGUUGGCGAAGAUCCUCUUCAGCCGCCGGUCUACAGUGGACGUAUCCGUCGCAGGCAUCGGAUCCUCCACACAGAAGAUUAGUAGUGCCAUUACAGCAACCAUCGAGUCGGGAGAUCGAACGAUCUCGAUGAAAUUGCAGUUUUUGGUACUGAAGCAGCCAUCGUCGGAGCUACCAACUACGCCGAUCGAUAUUUCAGCGUGGAAAAUUCCAAGCGUCGAGCUAGCAGAUCCACAGUUCAAUGUUCCCGGAAACGUAGACCUCGUCAUCGGCACACGGGACGGAAGAUUUCUCUGGGUGAAGGUUUUCCGUGGGUAG
Messenger RNA from Armigeres subalbatus, 1794 nucleotides. RefSeq lists its product as uncharacterized. Bases 1 to 1794 code for a protein of 597 amino acids. The record is from RefSeq and is a predicted model, not a curated record. NCBI's taxonomy places the organism in Eukaryota, Metazoa, Arthropoda, Insecta, Diptera, Culicidae. The transcript has a single exon.